CGGCACCACCUCGCCCUUUCCGCCCUCCCGCCGUUCUCUCUCCCCCACGCGCUCGCUGGCCAGCCUCGGGAAGCCCGCUCCCCCGCUCCAGCGGCAGCGCCUCCGCUGCCGUCGGACGGAAGCACGCACCGGUCCGGCUCGUGCGCCCCAAACGACGGCGGCCGCCUCAUCGACUUGCCCGCCGUCGCGCUUCCCGGGUCGCAGCCGUGGGGCGCCGCCUUCACCACGCGGGGGUUCCUCCAGCAUCGCGUGGAACUCGUCCUCGCGCCCGGCAUUGUUGUAAAUUGGCCCAUAUUUCUGGUGGCUUCAUUGAUUGGCCAGGGGAGGGAACGGAAUCUGAUUGGGGUUUCAGAGGAUGAGCGGUGCUGCUCCUGAUGCGACAUGCCGGAAGCGGCUGAGGAGUCACGACAGCAAGAUUCAGAGUGAUGACAAAGAAGAGGGAAAGAAAAUGAGUGGUGGUGGCAGUGAGGUGAAGAACAGGAAGACAUCCAUAGCUGCCUUAUUUGAGACGGGGAAGCAAAAGGAAGGGAGAACCAACAGCAACAAGAACAUGAUGGCUGAUGACCAGGAGAAGGAGAGGAUUAUACGGAAUGGUCACAAUAAGGUGAAGAGUAUGAAGAAGGUGUCCCCUGCUUGCAAUGCCAACAAGAAGAAAAUGCAAAUUGAUGUUGAAGAGGAGGGAAAGAAUAGGCAUAAUGGGGACCAUAAGUUGGCGAACAGGAAGGAGUCCCCCACGUUAUAUGAGAAAGAGAAUAAUAAGGAAAAGAUGAACAAAACGCACAAAGAGAAGACGUGGGCUGCUGACCGCAAGGAGAGGAAGAUACUGAGCCGCCACAAUAGCAUAAAGAGCGGGGAGGUGGCCACUGCAUUCUUUGGGAACGAAAAGAAAGGAAAAAGGCUGAAGAAGACCAACAAUCAGGAGCUGCAGAGCGAUGAAGAUGAAGAAAAUGCACCAUUCACAACUGCUGUUAAGAAGAAGAGAAUGAGGCCCGGUGAGAGCCCGGAGGUGAUGAUGCGCCAUGAAAAAACAAAUAGAAGUGUGCCAUCUAUUGUAUCCAAAGAGAAGAAGAUCGAUACAUCAAGUGGUUCUAAAUAUAAGAAAAGGAGGAGGGAUCGCGCAUUACCCAAAAAAGGAAAGAUGAGUGAUAAUAAGAUUCAUAGUGGUAGGGUGCAGGAAAAGAAGAUAUGUGGUGGUGGCAAGGAAAAGAAUAAGUACACUCCCUUUGCAUUCUUCAAGUUCAUAUACAACAGGUUCGAGGAAUUUCUGCUCAUACCACCAGCUGUUGCACACAAGUUGGCAGAUUUGACUAAUCAACAUGUCUACCUUGAAGAUUCAGAGGAAAAACGUUCAAAGGUCAGGCUAUCUGUGGUGAAUGAUUCCCUCGCUUUUCAUCAGGGAUGGAAUAUUUUUGUUUCAGACCAUUCGAUUAAAUGGGGGGAGUUUCUGCUGUUUGAUUACAUUGCUAGGAAUACAUUUUCAGUGCGGGUUUUUGGUUUGAAUUCUCAUGAAAGGUUGAGUUUCAAAAAAGACCCAAAAAGAGCAGGACAUGGGGUUGGGUCUGGACCAGCGCCACAAGAUAACAAUAAUGAAAAUGAUGCAUGCAUCCGCAGCCAUAGAAAAACAUUAAUUAUGAUUUCAGAAUCAGGAGCUUCAGCACAUAAUGAGGAUGUAAUGAAUCUCACAACUUCAGAUGCAGAUUCAACACAUCAUGUGACUAUUAAUACCAACAAAGACCUUGAAAGAGUUGAAAGUGGCGUUGGCAAUUUGCCUGAUGGAGAGUGUGGAACCAAUUAUAUUUCAGCAGCAUGCAGUGAAAGAAAAACAAGUUCUGAAAUUGUAAAUGAUGCAGCUCCCUUAAUUCGUGAAAAUGAUGGUAGAGUGGGGCAUGAAUUACAAGUGCAUGAUUUGGAUGAAGAUUUAAUAAGGAAACAAGGGAUAAGUUGCACUCCUUUAGGUUCUAUAGUAACUGUGGAGAAACAUCAGAUACAUAACAAUAUGAAUAUCAGCCAAAACUCCUGCAGAAAAUAUGCAGCUCCUGGAGGUUUUCGAUGCUUGGAGAAGUGGUGGAGGGCGGGUCUGAAUAUUCGAGCAGCUCUUGAUGGCAUUGUACUGAUUGAACUUGAAAACACAAAAGAAACUGACAGUAAAUUGGUUGAUGGUUAUGGUUCAAUUGGGCUAAACACUAUGGAUGAGUACUUUUGUUCUGAGGGCAAUCAUACACAUAAUCCACCAGUAUUCACCAUGACUGUCAAAGAACCCUUAGGUGCUGACAGAGUAUCCAAAUGCAGACUUGGUGAAACAGAGAUUGACCAUAGUGUCAAUGAGAAAUGUGGAGGAGCUGCUGUUCAAAUUGAAACACAAGGGGAACAACUGGAACCUGUGGGAAGCAUUGUAAAUACCCAAAGGAAUAAUAUCCCUCUGUCUGUUAAUGCUGUAGUUCCAGACAAGUACAGUGCAAUAGGACUAAACCCUGUUGGACCAGAAGUAACUCGAAGCUUUGUCGAACCAAUGUUCACAGUGCCCAUUGAGAAAGCCUCGACUCCUGUUGAAAUAUCCAAAAAUGGAAGUAGCAAGACACAGAUUGAUCAUGAUGUCAAUGAAAAAGGAACUAUUGUUCAACUUGAAACAAAAAUGGAUCAGGUGGAGCCAGUGGGGAGCAGUGUCUGUAGCCAAAGUAGCAACAAAGCUAUGUCUGGCAACCGUGUGGCUGCACAUGUGUCCGAACAUUGUUUCUCCAAACAGGAAUAUAGAAAGUUUAUUAAUUGUGUGGUCCCAGAGUCUUUGUUGCCUAUGAAAGACAAAAUUAUGGAGUCGGAUGAUCAUUCUCUACUAAAGUUCAACUUGCAACUUUGCGUUCCUGAUACCACUCGGAAAUGGCUUGAGCUAUCGAAGUCGCUUCCCAAUGCUAUUAAACAGAAAAGGCAUGACCGGAACGUUAUACUGCUGAAGGAUCCCAUGAAGAGAUUAUGGCCGGUUCUUUACCACGAGAACCCGGUAUUUGUGGGCUUCACCGCGGGGUGGAGGCAUUUUGUCGCAGCAAACAACCUUCAGUCAGGGGAUCUCUGCGACCUCAUCAAGGAGCCAGAUGAUGACGAGCCGGUGUACUCCGUUCUCAUCACACGACAGUGACUGCGAUGUGUGCAUUGUGUAUAUCUAUCAUCUUUUGCAAAAUCCUGAAGUCCACCUUAUCCGUGCACUUCUUCUAGGAAGUCAUGUGAGAACCAUGCGGAUCUGCCGUUUGGGAUGUACAUAGUACCACCGCCUUUGACGAUCUGCAUCCUAGAAAUAUUCCAUAGAAGUCAGGCUGAAGGUUACAUGUAUCAGACAUUGGAACUAGUCCAUGAUCCUGGUAAUAAUAGGACCGUGCCCUGAGCUGCAACUGGGUAGAGAUUUCAAUAUAAUGUGCUGGUAGUGUUGCUCUCGCCUUUAUUCGUCAAUGGCAUGGAGUUUAUUUGCACUUUACGGUCCUUGUGCUUAGAGCAAGCACGUUCGCGUCUGAAGGAGACCUUGUAAGUUGGACUUACCUUUCCUCC
Messenger RNA from Panicum virgatum (switchgrass), 3534 nucleotides. Its product is annotated as B3 domain-containing protein Os02g0598200-like. The transcript is spliced from 7 exons. NCBI's taxonomy places the organism in Eukaryota, Viridiplantae, Streptophyta, Magnoliopsida, Poales, Poaceae. The record is from RefSeq and is a predicted model, not a curated record. Gene Ontology annotation, molecular function: DNA binding. The coding region runs from base 356 to 3130 and encodes 924 amino acids.